GGUGGCGGGAAUCCUGCUGGGAUUUUGCCUGCAUAUCUGUGAGCCCACACGCGUGUGACUGCAGAGACAUGCGUGUGCAUCCGUGCACAAGCACACAGCCAGGCGUGCUCACACCCAUCUGCGUGCCCACCUGCACAGGGGUGCACAGCCGGUUUUGUACAUCCAUACCUGCACACCCCUGUGUUUGCACACCGUGUGCACACUCACACCUUUGCAUGCUGUGCUUGCACACGCACAAGCUUGCACAUCUGCAGUCUCACUCGCUCAGAUUCUGCACACUCCAUGUUUGCAUAGCCUUGUAUUUGCACGCCGUGCAUGUGCACCCAUUUGCAUGCAGUGUUUCUGCGCUCUAAAAUUCCACAUUUGCCAUCAGUGGCAUUUGCUGUCUGUUUGCACACCGCCAUGUUUGCACAGCUCCACAUCUGCACACCCUAUAUGUGCGUCCUUGUUCAUUUGCACACACUGCUCAAAAAUGCAAGCUUCUGUUUGCAAUCUCAUUUGCAGUUUGCACUCUCCCGUGUUCGCACAUCCCCACAUUUGCACCUCCAUGCACUUGCACACAGUGUUUGCCCACCCUGAGCUUCCACGUUUGCCACCCAUUUCGCACCAACUCAUUUUGCACACCCCCACGUUCGCACACCCCGCGCGUUUCUCCGCACCCCCCACCAUGCCCCGUGAACUACAUCUCCCAGCAAGCCCCGCGCCGCCCCGCCGUCCAAUCAGCGCGCGGCUUGCUGGCGGGUGCCAACAUGGCGGUGCCCAGGCGCUGAGCGAGCGGAGCCGGCGGGUGAGGAGCUCUGCGGACGAGGCCUGAGGGCCGGGAGCGGAGCCGAGAGAACGGGGAGCGAUCUCCCGGCUCCGGCCCUCGCUGUGCGCCCCGAGGCCCGGCCCCGAGGCCUCUCCGUUCCCACAGAGCGCAGCCAUGAAGGUGGUGAACUUGAAGCAGGCCAUCCUGCAGGCCUGGAAGGAGCGCUGGAGCGACUACCAAUGGGCCAUCAACAUGAAGCGCUUCUUCCCCCGCGGAGCCACCUGGGACAUCCUCAACCUGGCAGAGGCUCUGCUCGAGCAGGCGAUGAUCGGGCCGUCGCCGAACCCACUCAUCUUGUCCUACCUGAAGUACGCUAUCAGCUCCCAGAUGGUGUCUUAUUCCACAGUGCUGAUGGCCAUCAGCAAGUUUGAUGACUUCUCCCGGGAUCUGUGCGUGCAGUCGCUGCUGGAGAUCAUGGACAUGUUUUGCGACCGCCUCAGCUGCCACGGCAGAGCAGAGGAGUGCAUCGGUUUGUGCCGGGCGCUGAUGAGCGCCCUGAACUGGCUCCUGCGCUGCGCGGCCUUCUAUGCUGAGAAGGUGAAGGAGAUGCUGGAGCAGGUGGCAGCAGAGGGCCAGAUGAAAAUGUGCCUGGAGCGGCUGGAGAAAAUGCUGGGCAGCACCAAGAACCGUGCCCUGAUCCACAUUGCCCAGCUGGAGGAGACCUCCUCCUGGAACACCGUGGAGCAAUCCCUCCUCAAGCUAGAGGAAAGUCUGAAUGGCCUCAGCAACUCCGCGCUGCGAAGCCAGGCUGAUGAGUGCAUCUCCCUCAUCAAGAGCAUCCCCACCAUGCUAUCAGUUCGCUCUGAGCAGCUGAACAAGACUGGCUUCCCCACUGUGCACGCUGUGGUGCUGCUGGAGGGGACCAUGAACCUCACAGGAGAGAUCCAGCCUCUGGUGGAGCAGCUGAUGAUGGUGAAGAGGAUGCAGCGCAUCCCCUCCCCGCUCUUCAUGCUGGAGAUCUGGAAGGCAUGUUUUGUGGGCCUCAUCGAGUCCCCAGAGGGCACAGAGGAGCUGAAGUGGACAGCCUUUACCUUCCUGAAGAUCCCUCAGGUCCUGGUUGAACUCAAGAACUAUCCCCAUGGGGACAAGGAUUUCACAGAGGAUGUGAACUGUGCCUUCGAGUUCCUGCUGAAGCUGACCCCUCUGCUUGACAAAGCAGAUCAACGAUGCAACUGCAACUGCAUGAGUCUGCUCCUGCAGGAGUGCAGCAAACAGGGGCUGCUCUCAGAAGCCAACAUGACCAACCUGACUGAUAAACGCAAAGCAGACAGGGAAGAUGCUCCGCAGUUGCAAUCAGCAGAGAAUGCCAACAUCCAGCCAAACCCCAGGCUCAUCCUGAGGGCCGAGCCAACUGUCACCAACAUCCUGAAGACUAUGGAUGCAGAUCACUCCAAAUCCCCCGAGGGCCUGCUGGGGGUCCUGGGUCACAUGCUGUCUGGGAAGAGCUUGGACCUGCUGUUGGCAGCAGCAGCAGCGACUGGCAAGCUCAAAUCCUUUGCUUGGAAGUUCAUCAAGCUGAAUGAAUUCACCAAGCACAUCAGUACAGAAAACUCCAAGUCCGCCCCGGUUCGGGCCCUUCUCUUCGACAUCUCGUUCCUCAUGCUGUGCCAUGUGGCCCAGACCUACGGCUCGGAGGUGAUCCUGUCAGAGUCGAGGCCUGCAGAUGAGGUGCCCUUCUUUGAGACCUGGAUGCUGACCUGCAUGCCUGAGGAGGGCAAGAUCCUCAACCCUGACCAUCCCUGCUUCCGCCCUGACUCCACCAAGGUGGAAUCCCUCGUCGCCCUCCUCAACAACUCCUCAGAGAUGAAGCUGGUGCAGAUCAAUUGGCACGAGGUGUGUCUGAGCAUCUCGGCUGCCAUCCUGGAGAUCCUCAAUGCCUGGGAGAACAGCGUGCUCACCUUUGAGUCCAUCCAGAAAAUCACAGACAACAUCAAGGGCAAGGUGUGCAGCAUGGCGGUGUGCGCUGUGGCCUGGCUGGUGGCCCACGUCCGCAUGCUGGGCUUGGAUGAGCGGGAGAAAUCCCUGCAGAUGAUCCGGCAGUUGGCCACCCCGCUGUAUGGCGACAACACGCUGCAGUUCUACAACGAGCGCGUGGUGAUCAUGAGUUCCAUCCUGGAGCACAUGUGUGCGGAUGUCCUGCAGCAGACGGCCACGCAGAUCAAGUUCCCAUCCACGGGCAUGGACACCAUCCCCUACUGGAACCUGCUGCCCCCCAAGAAGCCCAUCAAGGAGGUGCUGACGAGCGUGUUCACCAAGGUGCUGGAGAAGGGCUGGGUUGACAGCCGCUCCAUCCACAUCUUCGACACCCUGCUGCACAUGGGAGGGGUCUACUGGUUCUGCAACAACCUGGUCAAGGAGCUGCUGAAGGAGACGCGGAAGGAGCACACGCUGCGAGCCGUGGAGCUGCUCUAUGCCAUCUUCUGCCUGGACAUGCAGCAGCUGACGCUGACCCUGCUGGGCCACAUCCUGCCCAACCUGCUCACCGAUUCCUCCAAGUGGCACACCCUGAUGGACCCUCCAGGGAAGGCUCUGGCUAAGCUCUCUGUCUGGUGUGCCCUGAGCUCCUACUCCUCCCACAACAAGGGCCAGGCAUCUGCCAGGCAGAAGAAGAGGCACCGAGAGGACAUUGAGGACUACAUCAGCCUGUUCCCACUGGACGACACGCGGCCCUCCAAGCUCAUGCGCCUGCUCAGCUCCAAUGAGGAAGACGCCAACAUCCUCUCCAGCCCCAAUCGCUCCAUGAGCAGCUCCCUGUCUGCCUCCCAGCUGCACGCUGUCAGCAUGAGGGACCCUCUGAACAGAGUGCUGGCAAACCUCUUCCUGCUCAUCUCCUCCAUCCUGGGCUCCAAGACAGCUGGCACUCACACGCAGUUCGUGCAGUGGUUCAUGGAGGAGUGCGUGGACUGCCUGGAGCAGGGCAGCCACGGCAGCAUCCUGCAGUUCAUGCCUUUCACCAUGGUUUCAGAGCUGGUGAAAGUCUCCACCAUGUCCAGUCCCAAAAUCGUCCUGGCCAUCACGGAUCUGGGUCUGCCCCUGGGCCGCCGCGUCGCUGCCAAAGCCAUCGCUGCACUGUGAGUGUGGCUCUGCCUCUGCUGUGCGGGACAGAGGUGCAGAGUGGCUGCUGGGGGGCUUCCAGGAGUCUGAGUGCCAGACUGGGGCUGGGACCCCUGAAACUCUCUCCAUCACCCUGGUUUGAUGCUGCCCCGUGUGAGGGCAGAGCUGGC
Lagopus muta (rock ptarmigan) is the source of this 4032-nucleotide messenger RNA. It is a transcript of the gene MED24, whose product is annotated as mediator complex subunit 24. Gene Ontology annotation, molecular function: transcription coregulator activity. Gene Ontology annotation, cellular component: mediator complex. The record is from RefSeq and is a predicted model, not a curated record. Lineage: Eukaryota; Metazoa; Chordata; Aves; Galliformes; Phasianidae. The transcript is spliced from 25 exons. The coding region runs from base 923 to 3883 and encodes 986 amino acids.